This is a messenger RNA of Fusarium coffeatum, 2307 nucleotides long. RefSeq lists its product as uncharacterized. The record is from RefSeq and is a predicted model, not a curated record. Bases 1 to 2307 code for a protein of 768 amino acids. Gene Ontology annotation, cellular component: fungal-type vacuole membrane; vacuolar transporter chaperone complex. The transcript is spliced from 3 exons. Lineage: Eukaryota; Fungi; Ascomycota; Sordariomycetes; Hypocreales; Nectriaceae.
AUGCGCUUCGGUCGAACCCUUCGCGAGUCUGUCUACCCGCCAUGGAAGGACAAGUACAUCGAGUACGCAAAGCUUAAGAGCUUGCUGAGGGAGGAUGUUGCCGAUGAUGAUAACCAGCCAUGGACCGAGGAAGACGAGACUCGUUUCUGCGAGGAGAUCUUCAACAACCAACUCGAAAAGGUUGCCCAAUUCCAAGAGCAGCGCUUCAAUGCUCUCAAGGAGCGGGUUGAGUCUGCUUUUGAUAAGCUCAAGGAAUUGGCCCCCGUCGAGUCAUCAGAGGAGGAUGGCGGCCCUUCCAAAGGCGACAUCUCGGCUACACGCCUGCGCGCUCUCGAGUCCGAACUCGACGAGAUCACUAAUGAGGUCCGUGAGCUCAAGAAGUACAGCCAGAUCAACUACACUGGUUUCCUCAAGAUCAUUAAGAAGCACGAUCGCAAGCGAGGAGACCGCUACAAGGUCCGCCCCAUGAUGCAGUUGAGCCUGUCUCAGCGACCUUUCAACUCCGAGACUGGCUACUCUCCCCUCCUCAACAAGCUCUCCAUUAUGUACUUUGCUAUCCGGCAACAACUGGAGGAGAACGGAGAGCAGCUUCCACCCCUGGACCUGGAGUCCCAAGGCGAGACGCAUAACGGCGAGCGCUAUACAGCUCACAAGUUCUGGGUUCACCCCGACAACUUACUCGAGGUCAAGACAGUUAUUCUUCGACAUUUACCGGCCCUCGUCUACAGCGAACAAUCUGCCAAGGAGCUUGAUGGCAGUGAUUCGCCUUCCAUCACUUCUCUCUACUUUGAUAAUAAGAAGUUUGAGCUUUAUGGCGAAAAGGUUGACCGCAAGUCUGAAGCAACCUCGUUGCGCCUUCGCUGGUACGGACAGCUGGCCACCCGACCCGAGAUUUUUGUCGAGGAGAAGACCGUCGACGAUAAGGGCAGUCAGGACUUGAAGUUCUCCAUCAAAGACAAAUAUGUCAAGUCGUUUGUUGACGGCGAAUACAAAACCGAAAAGGCUGUUCAAAAGCUGAAGCGACAGAAUUUUACCCCCGAAAAGAUCCAAGAGUACGAACAGACGGUUAGCACCAUCCAGAAGUACCUUAAGGAGAAGAACCUUAGCCCAGUUCUCAGAGCCAACUACGUCCGAACGGCCUUCCAGAAGCCUGCUGAUGAUCGAAUUCGUAUUGCUAUCGAUACCAACGUGGCAUUCAUCCGGGAAGAUACGCUUGAUCGUAGCCGCCCCUGCCGUGACCCGAACGAGUGGCACCGCCUGGAUAUUGACGAGAGCGCGAUGACCUAUCCUUUCAAGAACAUCAACCAGAGUGAGGUCAACCGUUUCCCAUAUGCCCUUCUUGAGAUCAAGUUGAAGGAGGACGGCAUGCGAAAGCGACCUACAUGGAUCGAGGACUUGAUGGCAUCUCACUUGGUUCACCCUACACCACGCUUCUCCAAGUUUGUGCAUGGCAUUGCGGUUCUCUUCGAGGACUACGUUAACAGCUUGCCCUUCUGGCUCAGCGAUCUUGAAUCUGAUAUCCGAAAAGACCCUCAGAAGACUUUUGAGGAAGAGGAGCAGCGACGUGCCCAGCGACAUGAGGAUGUCAUGGCUGUAGGCAGUCUCAUCGGAGCUGGAGCAAAGUCAGGAUCCUACAAGCCUACACAAAGCUCGCCAGUAAGCAAGUCGUAUUUGGCAGACCGCAUGUCUAGGGACUCGAUUGCCCAAACACUUAACAGGCAGGCAUCCGGGCCUGCGAAUGGAGAAGAGACUGGAGAGGGUAGCGGCCAACGUCAGGAGGAGCAGGAAAGGUCAUACGGGACUCUGUCUUCUGUUAUCCCUGGCUUCUCGUUAUCCAAGUACUCCCGGGCUAAGCGAGCCUCUCAACAACCACUCCCAGAAGGCGUGGUAGCACCUACAGAAUGGAUCAAGAAUAUGGGUGAGCUCAAGGUCGAACCCAAGGUUUGGCUUGCCAAUGAGCGAACGUUCCUUAAGUGGCAGCACAUUUGUAUCCUUCAGGGUGGUCUGGCUGUUGGUCUGUACACCGCUGCUGGAGAAAACACAAUUGCUUCUAUUAUUGGGCUCUUGUUUGUUCUCAUUGCUAUAUUCGCUGGCGGUUGGGGCUAUGCUAUGCUGAGAAUCCGACGAACCAUGAUUGUGGAGCGAAGCGGUAAGGAUUUCGACAACAUGAUCGGACCCAUGAUUAUUAGCGCCUCAUUAAUGAUUGUCCUUAUUCUCAACUUCUUCUUUGCGUGGCGAGAGGCUUAUGGACGAUUCAAUGAUGGUAAGCAUGGUGCGGGAGAGUUUCUGUCGGAAGAACUCAAGUGA